AUGGCAAUAACUAGCCUCUUCCGAGCAACAUCUCCGCCUGAGAAUGCGCCGACAUACUUUGGUAUCAGGCUUGACAGUGAUAUAAUAUGGCUUCCUGGGGACUCACCAUCAACGGGAUACUGCCAUGUUACAGGAAAGGUCGUGUUAUGCCUCAACCAACCACUCUGUGUCAAGGAUAUCAAGCUGCACUUUGAAGGGCGGCAUUACAUGAACUGGCAGAGCUUUCUGGAAUCCCAGGAAGCUCACCAUUAUAUGCCGUCCUUGGAGCGGCUAUUCAUGUAUCAAACCUGGAACUUCUUACCUUAUCCCGGGACUCCAUCACCAACUACUCUACCAGCUGGAAACCACGAGUUCCCAUUCACCUUUUGCCUAUCCAACAGCACACCAGGCACUAUUGAGGGCCUCGGCGACUUCGGCGGACGUCGUAUCCAUGCUAACACCCGGGUCAGGGUACGUCCAAUGUACAGAUCACUAUUGCUACCCGAGCCGAAGAUAAUGCAAGAAACAUGGCCGCAGAAGAUACUCUAUCGUGUUUCAUUACCAUCUCAGGCCUAUACCUUCGGGAGUGUUGUCCCCAUAAAGUUUGAAUUUAUUCCUUUAUGCAAAAGGCUCGAGGUAGCUACCAUCCACACUAAGGUUGAAGAGACACACAGAGCCUUACAACAGUCUGUAUCCAACCGCAGGUCCCGUAUACUAGUCAAGGACGACUAUUACCCCAGAGGUUGGGAUGAAGACGAAUACAGAAUAACAUCAGAUAAUGAAGAAUGCUGGUAUUCUACAACCCGCUUGCUUCACCUGCCAAAUGAUCCAAAAGAAUGUCUACAGAGCCUCUCUACUAAUUUUCUUCGUGUGGAACAUACGCUCACCAUCCAAAUCAAACUCUUAAAUCCCGAUGGUCACCACUCCGCAGUCCUUUUAGAUAUGCCCAUCUCGGUUCAAUAUGCCUUGCCACCUUUGCUAGAGGGCCCCUUUGUUUGCUCCGUGCUUCAAUCCCUGAGAUUGAUGGAUGAGACGUGUGACCAGCCACUGCCAAGCUACAAUAACCACGUUAUGGACCGAACUCCGAUGAAAUUGCUUCUCCCAGAGCCUCCAAGUUAUUGCCAGUUGGACAGUUUUUAA
Aspergillus neoniger CBS 115656 is the source of this 1119-nucleotide messenger RNA. RefSeq names its product arrestin family protein. Bases 1 to 1119 code for a protein of 372 amino acids. Gene Ontology annotation, molecular function: protein-macromolecule adaptor activity; ubiquitin protein ligase binding. Gene Ontology annotation, biological process: ubiquitin-dependent endocytosis. Lineage: Eukaryota; Fungi; Ascomycota; Eurotiomycetes; Eurotiales; Aspergillaceae. The record is from RefSeq and is a predicted model, not a curated record. Gene Ontology annotation, cellular component: cytosol; plasma membrane; cytoplasm. The transcript has 7 exons.